AUGCGUAAACAAAGGGAGAUUCCCAAAUGUAGCAAACUCAAGGGAUUACGCCCAUUACUGCGAAAGGAUAGCCUAAUAGUGGUAAGAGGAAGACUUGAAAAUACACACCUUGAUGAGAACCAGAUACACCCAAUUGUUUUACCAGCAAAACAUAAGAUAUCAACAUUAGUUUUUGAGGACUAUCAUCAAGCACUCCUUCACUGUGGAGCGCAAAUUCUACUAGCAGAUGUUAGACAAUGUUACUGGCUCCUGAGAGGUAGGAUAAUGGCUCCUUCUACAGUUACACGCUGUAUCAAUUGCGUUCGUGCGAGACCAAGAUUUGAAACCCCACUUAUGGCUCAUUUACCAAAACAAAGAGUGCAAAUGUCUCGUCCAUUUACAACAACUGGUGUAGAUUUUGCAGGGCCAUUACAAAUUCAAAGUGGUAUAUGUCGUAUCACAACAAAAAAGGCAUGGAUAGCAGUAUUUGUAUGCUUUGUAACGAAAGCCAUACACUUAGAACCCGUGGUAGGCUUAACGAUCGAAGCAUUCCUUGCAGCCUUACGUAGGUUUAUGGCCAGACGUGGAAAAAUCACCAAGAUUUAG
Metopolophium dirhodum (rose-grain aphid) is the source of this 585-nucleotide messenger RNA. RefSeq lists its product as uncharacterized. Gene Ontology annotation, molecular function: nucleic acid binding. The record is from RefSeq and is a predicted model, not a curated record. The transcript has a single exon. Lineage: Eukaryota; Metazoa; Arthropoda; Insecta; Hemiptera; Aphididae. The coding region runs from base 1 to 585 and encodes 194 amino acids.